This is a messenger RNA of Spodoptera exigua (beet armyworm), 570 nucleotides long. The record is from the annotation of a GenBank genome assembly. NCBI's taxonomy places the organism in Eukaryota, Metazoa, Arthropoda, Insecta, Lepidoptera, Noctuidae.
AUGGCUCAGUUGAUUAAAUGUUUAGAUUUGGUAGACUUUACAGAAAGACCCUACAAACCGAGACGGGUACCAAAGAAAGUUGGUCGUAUACCGGUGAAGUAUGAAGAAUACAAACCAGUGCAAGUAUCAGUGAAGCCAAUACGAAGGUAUUGGUUACUGAGCGACAGCAACCAGUUUACGAAAGGUGUACCGGUACAGCAACGCGUGUACGAAGACGAAAAAGACUCGAACAUCAAACAGAAGAUAGCGAUGCUUGUGGAGCAAACGAUGCAAGACGCUCACAGGAAAAUGAAACUAGUUGACGAAUUAAAAGAAGAACAUAGAGAUGAAGCUCCUUACAAAGCUGGAUUUAUUCUCAGUAUGGUCAAAAAGUCUAAAGACGUUUUGGAUGAGUUGUUUAAUGUAGCUGUUAAGCACAAAGAUGAAUGGAUGGCUCUAGAACAGUUGAAGAUCUUUGAACUGAUCGUGCAUACUAAUGUUGACACUACAAACUUGCUUAGGCAGCUGGUGGACGUACAUGUUAAGCACAUAAACGCUACGAGGGAUUCUAAAAGAGUGAUACUCAUUUAA